Micropterus dolomieu (smallmouth bass) is the source of this 6784-nucleotide messenger RNA. RefSeq names its product HECT domain containing 2 (gene hectd2). The transcript is spliced from 22 exons. Gene Ontology annotation, molecular function: ubiquitin protein ligase activity. Gene Ontology annotation, biological process: protein polyubiquitination. The record is from RefSeq and is a predicted model, not a curated record. Lineage: Eukaryota; Metazoa; Chordata; Actinopteri; Centrarchiformes; Centrarchidae. Bases 432 to 2720 code for a protein of 762 amino acids.
AACAUGGCGCCGGCCCGCAGCAUUGCUGCUACCCCGACAGACGACGCAGAGAGGGACAGAAAGAGGAGAAGAAGAAGCGGGUAGUAACCCACCCUGAACGUGUUUUAAAAAGUAUUUUAAAACGAACACAACUUCAGGCUAGACUUUACCUGCUGCUUUUGGAUACGUUUACGCGUCUGGCUGUGCGCGUAGAGCCCACCUGUGCGACGAAGGUAGAUUUCACAAUGUUUCGUGUAGGAUGUGAAUCUCCCUGAUUUAUGUGACAUAACGGAGCAGACUGGGCAGACAGACGGGUAACUCUGGCUCAGAGUUGGCUCUGGUAAAAACAUGUGCAGCCCUGUGAGGAGCAGAAACACAGAGGUUGUAGAGGACUGAGUCUUUCCAGGAAUAAAAAAAAAACCCAACUUUUUCCGCACUUUCACGCCGAGAGGAUGGAUGGAGAACAAUCUGCGCUGUCAGGAGUUGAGAGGGAAAGAGAGAAGCUUCCACCAAUUUACAACAGCUCCCCUCCUGCUGGUAUAGGACGAGGAGCUAAGCAGCCGUUUCCGUCUCUGGGCACCUUCAUCUCCACACUGAGCCAGCGGCGGGACGCGGCGGGGCGGGGCUUGGCUGGCGGCAUGACGGGCACCCUGACCAGCACCCAGUGGCUCAGACACGGGAGAGAGCUGCCUCCGAUCGGCAGUGAUGUUCGCCAAAAGCAGCGGCUCUCCAUUGACACUCUGCCCCCAGAGGUCAAAGCUCCGUUUCCCUCCGAUCCCAUCAUCCCCCUGCGAACCAAGACCACCAAGGAGUUUCUAGAGGACAUGGAGGGUGCCGUCCAAUCAGGUGACUGGAGGGAGGUCCGAGAGUUUUACCUGACCACCUUUGAUUCCUUCAUAGAAAUCAACGCUGCCUUUAAGCGAGAGGCGAACGGAUCGUUUAACACCAUAGAUGACUCGGGAGUCAACGCCAAGUUUGUCAACGCUGUUUAUGACGCACUGCUCAGCACACCUCAGGACAUCCAGAAGUCAGUGUUGAAAGGGAUCAUCAACAGCCUGCUGAGGGAGUGGAAAGGGCCUCGGACAAAAGAUGACCUGCGGGCUUAUUUCAUUCUUGUUCAGAACCCCCAGUAUUCAAGCACCAGCACCUACGUGAUCUACGCUCACCUGCUGAGACAGAUCGCAGCUCUGUCUGAGGCCGACCACCACUUCCUGGUUCACUGGCUCAAAAAGCUGUCGGUGAGGCGUUUCAGGCAGCUGGUAGAGCGCCUCCUGCAGUUCAUCUCCACCCGUCUGUUUCCUGCAGAACCAGACGAAUUUCCUCCUCUGGCCAAGUGCGCCUGGUGGAUUCCCUCUGCUACCAAAGUGCUCGGCCUGUUCAAUGCAGCCAACAGUGUCUCCUCUCCUCCCAUCAUGCCUUUCACCGACUUCUACAACAUCACUCUGGAGCACAUAGACUUCAUGGAGGAGUACAGGACCUGGCAGAACUACGGCAAUUCAAAUAGGUUUUCCUUUUGUCAGUUUCCCUUCAUCCUUUCGACUGUGGUGAAAAAAGCCAUCAUCCAGAAAGACUCUGAGCAACAGAUGAUCAGUCAGGCCAGGCAAAGCCUGGUCAGUAAGGUUUCUCGCAGGCAGAGAGUGGACAUGAACCUUCUGUUCCUCAACAUUAAAGUACGACGAGCACAACUCCUCAGCGACUCACUGGAUGAGUUGAUGAGGAAGCGGUGCGACCUGAAGAAGAAGCUGCGGGUGACGUUUGUCGGGGAGGCGGGGCUGGACAUGGGCGGCCUGACGAAGGAGUGGUUCCUGCUGCUGGUCCGACAGAUCUUCCACACAGACUACGGAAUGUUCACCUACAUGAAGGACUCGCGCUGCCAUUGGUUCAGCAGUUGGAAGUGUGACAACUAUUCUGAGUUCCAGUUGGUUGGGACUCUGAUGGGCUUGGCAGUUUACAACAGCAUCGCUCUGGACAUCCACUUCCCACUCUACUGUUACAGGAAGCUCCUCAGUCCACCUACUGUGCCAUGUGACCAAAAUGCCCUUGUUGGGAUGGCACCCGCCACCCUGGACGACCUGCAGCAGAUCAUGCCGGAGCUGGCUCAUGGUUUGGGAGAGCUGCUGAGCUACGAGGGAAACGUAGAGGAAGACUUCUACCUCAGCUUCCAGGUGUACCAGGAGGAAAUGGGCGUGGUCAAAUCCUACAACCUGAAGACUGGAGGCGACAAAAUCCCCGUCACCAAGCACAACAGGAAGGAGUAUGUCCAGCUCUACGUCGACUUCCUGCUGAAUAAAUCCAUCUAUAAACAGUUUGCUGCCUUCUACCAUGGAUUCCACAGUGUGUGUGCCUCCGAUGCCCUCAUGUUGCUGCGGCCGGAGGAGGUGGAGAUGUUGGUGUGCGGCAGUCCAGAGCUCGACAUGACCGCUCUGCAGAAAGCUGCUCAAUAUGAAGGAUUCAGCAAGACCGACACGACCGUACGGUGUUUCUGGGAUGUGGUGUUGGCUUUCCCUCUGGAGCUGCAGAAGAAGCUCCUCCACUUCGCCACAGGAAGUGACCGCGUUCCCGUAGGAGGAAUGGCCGACCUCAACUUCAAAAUCUCCAAGAUCGAAGUUCCAACUGACUGGUUGCCGAUCUCUCACACCUGUUUCAAUCAGAUCUGUCUGCCUCCGUAUCGAACCAGGAAGGAGCUCAAACACAAACUCACCAUUGCCAUUUCCAACGCUGAGGGCUUCGGCCUGGAGUGACCAGCCUACACACACCACACACACACACACACACACACACACACACACACACACACACACACACACACACACACACACACAGACUAUUAGUGGCGUUAGCUAUCUGUCUGCCACAGCUAUCACAACGCACCUUAUGUAUCUCUUUGGUCGUAGAUCAGACUGUAGAGGGAACGAGUUUCUCAACAAUAUUAUUAUGUACUGUAACGCAGUUUGUAUUGUAAAAUCGGGGUCGGACAGCUCAGUGUGUGAGUGUUGUAAGAAGAUGGGAACUUCCCACCGCAACAGCCACAGAGAAACACUAGAAAUGUUUUUAUUUGCACACGGACUAUGUUAGUUUUAAUGUUAGACAGCCCUGACUGAAGAAAUUCAGAUUUUUAGUUGUUGUCACGGGGGGGUAUAUCAGCGUAGGCCUCCCGAACCCGUUGCUGGUCCAAAUCAAGGUUUCAUGAAUGAAAUUUUAAACAUGUCUGGGCCCAUACCACUGAAAAGUCAUGUGUGUUCUCCAGAAACCUUGUAUUUAAAUAAUAAUAGGUUGCUGGUUUGCUCAGGUAAUUAUUAUUAUCAAUAUUAGAGAACAAGGUAUUUGUACACUAUGUUCAAUGAUCCUGUAUUUUAUGGUGCUGCGUAAACUGAGACUAAGUCUGCAUUAAGCCGGUCAAAUUUUUAAAUGUGUCUUUUUCUUUCCAUUUCCUGCCAGAAUAGAGCAAACUUUUUUCUCCCCCCAAAGUGGAGCUUUUCCAAAACGGCCUUCAGGGAGCGUAAAUGUUAAAAUGCCUGCUUGGUGUUUCAGUGAGGGUCGGAAGGUGUGUCCCUGUAAAGUUAAAAAGGACACAUUUAGUCGUCUCUGAUUAUUCAUUUUAAAAGACGUUAACGACUACUAAGACUAGUUGUCGUUAACGUGGAUUUAUUAUUUAUUUAUUCAUUUUGUCAGACGAUGUUGCAGCUAUGAAUCAAUGACUCAUUCUCACUCCUAAGUCAUCACAUACGGACGCAUGGUCAAGACCGCUUGGCGUUAGUUUAUAAAGCAAUGGGAAGCCCUUUUUUUAAUACGCUAAAAGUAGGUUGUGUAGUCCAGAAACCGGACUUUCAUCAAGAGGCUGGUGUUUUUUUAGAGUGGUGUUAUAACUUAUUGUACCCCAAACCAUGAUGUUUUCCUAAAAAUAACCAAGUAGUUUGGGUGCCUAAACCUAACCAAACUGCAGUGUUUCACAUUGACCAUGCACGUUUCACAACGUUAACCGCUAGUUUUAUUUUGAAAGUCUAACUGAAUGUUGCAUAUUUGUUAUUGCAAAUUCGACCGCGGAGCCCUACACGUGCGAAAACAGGUCCCAGGGUGUUGACUAAGCGUCCAUAUGUGUUGUUUAGUCAGCCGGCUGUCUGUCUGGCCCACUCCUUACAUGAUGUUGGCUGAGAUGCAGUUUUGAUGUCGACCAACUGAAAAGUCAGAUUUAGGUUUUUUCAUGCCAUUCAGGUGUGUAACUGUCAUUUUCACACGGCUCAAUGUAGACAUAGUCUGAGUUGAACAGAAAAUCAGGCUGGAGUUCAAAUUACAAACGCAACAGAUACAGUACAAGUAAAAAAAAAAUAAAGGUUAGGUCAGUAAAAAUAUUAAUUGGAAUAUAAGAUUUCUGGAGAACAGUCAAGUGUUGAUGUUUUAAUAUUUCCUGUUUGUGUGGAUUCUGACUUCACUGCUUUGGUGACUUUUUAAAUGUAUUUUUAUGAAGGCAUAGGAAAUGUGUUUUUAAAUCCCUUGCUUUGUUUGCAGCACACUGUCGGGAUGGAAAGCUUUGCUGGGAGAAGAAUGCUAUCGUGUAUCAUGAGAUAUAGACUGUCUUGUGAUUUGUUUUAUUGUUGUUUUGACAUUGCUGCCUGUUUAAUUGAACAAAAGGCUGCAGCACAACUGUUUCUAAUUUAGUUGUAAAUGUUGUAAUGUUGUGGUACAGAGCUGAUUGACAGCUGGGUGUUUGUUUUGGCUCUCUCGUGUCACGGCUGCCGUCAGGUUGAGAGGUGACCAACGACCGGCAGCGGGAAGCUGGUAGAUGUUAGUCGAGAAUGGAUCAGAAGAUGAAGCAGGAUAGGAAAAGAAGUCAUCUUCUAGAGGUCCUGUUAUUAACAAGUAGUCCAAUAGUCAGACUGGUUAUUUGAGUAUUGAGAUAUUUCAGCUAUUGUGGUGAAGUGCUUACAGAUUAUUACAUCAUACCGAAUGUCCUCGGAAAAAUCCAAAGAAGCACAUAAUUUCUUUCUCAUGUAGGGACUGAAGUUCUGCUUUUAAGCGCUGUGCUCCCUAGGGCUACAACCAACGAUGAUUUUCAUUAUCGAUUAUGGAUUAAUAUUCUCGAUUAAUCAAUUAGUUGUUUGGUCAAUGAAAUGUCAUAGAUGGUAAAAUAGAAAAAUGUCAAUGAGUGUUUACCAAAGCCCAAGAUGACGUCCUCAAUUGUCUCGGUUUAACCCAAAGAUAUUCAGUUUACCGUCAUAGAGGAGGAAAAAAACAGAAAAUAUUCACAUAUAAGAAGCUGAAUCUGAGAAUUUACUUAGUUAUCUUAAAACGAUGAAUCAAUUAUCCAAAUAGUUGCCAAUUCAUUUUAUAUUUGACAAGUAAUCGAUGAAUCAGCUAAUCGUUACAGCUCUUGUGCUCGCUGCUGUCAAGUGUGAUCAGAAACUUUGUUACUUCGUGGAAAGUGAUGCUCCGUUUUCAACAACAGGUAAAUUUCACUAGGUGCAGCUCUGAGGAGGACAUGGUGCCAUUAGUUUUUUACAUGGACUGUGUUCAAUACAAACGUUUUCACCUGCACUUAGUCUUAGUUUUUUCUAUUUUGAAUUUAAUCUUCCUUCAAGUGGGAGCUUAUUUUUUAAGAUUCAAUUAAUGUGGAACUUCACGAGCAGAAGUGCUCGCUUUUACCCCCAGGUAAUCUAACUUAUAGUCAGUCUCCCCUACCCCCGACCUUAUUUUAGAACCUGUCUGUCAGAUCACAGCGCCCUUCUCUCCAAUGAUUCUUCUCCAUUCAACAAGAAAGACAUCACAUUAAGGAAGUUAAGAUGCUAGUUCUCUGGGGAAACGCUGAAUCAGGGAAGUAGAUAUUCAGACCGUCAUGAUUUAAAUGUUGGUGGCAUCCAGACUUUCUGCCUUUGGUUUAACUUAACUUUUUUGGCUUUCAUUCAGAGCUGUGCUGGUUUUUAACACUCAGCACUCUUAUUUAAAGGUUGCCAUGGGAAAUGUCUGAAUUCCUAAAGACGAGCUAGUAAAAAAAACAACAAAAAAAACAGGUUACCAAGCAACAGCCGGAUCUGGGUCACUCAUUCAGUCUCACUGAGCGUCUAUAGGGUCUGAAAAAGCUCCUUAUACAACAGCGGAUGCUUUUUUUUUUUGUCAUUUAACGACAAGUCCAGAGCAACAGCAGGAGCCAGAAGCAUCAAAUCAUCUGUUUGAGAAGGACUUCAUUCCACAUUCACACCACGGACUGGGAAAAAUGUCAGCAUCCUAAUGCUGAAUACAAAAAGGACACAUUUUAUGGCCGUGAAGUGGGAGAGGUUGUCAGAGGAGCUUGGAUAAAUGGGAUAAUGUGAUGUCUGAGAAGUUGGGGGGGUUUUUUUGCUAUGUGAAUCUGACCCAGGUCUGUUGCAUGUGAAUGGGACCAAACUGUGUCAGGUUAUACAGUGGGAAGGCAGCGUAAAGACCUUGUUAAAAAAAUCUGUUUGAAAAUAGUUUGAAUGGAUUCAAAGGAUUUGUUGAGAUGUAAUUAUUUGAACUUGUCAGAAAAGAGCACUUAAAAAGUAGAGAAAAGUCAUGUUUGUUUUUAUUAUUUAACAGUUGUAAACCUUCAGGUUCAUCGGUAUCUGUCCGUUAAAUGUGUGUACAAUUCCUACUGUUGGGUUUUAACAUGAAUUGCAAGAGUUUGUAAUGACUGUCUCUCGAGUGAAUGACCGUGCAUGACCCAUUUUGAAAACGUCUUAUGCUUCUCUGUUGCCUAAGUGUUAUAUAAUAUACUGUAUGUACUGCAAUGUUUCCACAAGUAUUUACUGUAAAGUAAAGGUUGACAGGGGGGUCGUUCCUCUCUAGAAAAAGA